AUGCCCAAGAGUUCAUCAUCAACGUUACCCACUGGCAUUAUCCAGUCGUUAUCACCGGAUAACCAGCAAGAAAUGGGUUCCGAAUCAGACGCAACUUCGACAUCUCGGAGCUUGCAACCGAGAACAAUAAGCCCCAGUAAUAACAUGAAUUCUAGAAUAAAUAAAAGAAUGAAGGAUUUACCAGAUAAUCUGAAACUUCACGGGACUACACCGAGUGGGAAACCAAGAUUAUUCGUAUGUGAUGUCUGUUCUAGAGCAUUCGCUAGACAGGAACAUUUGGAUAGACAUGCCCGUUCUCAUACAAAUGAAAAGCCAUACCAAUGUGGUAUUUGCACAAAGAAAUUCACAAGGAGAGACUUACUAUUGAGACAUGCUCAGAAAGUGCAUAAUGGGAACUGUGGUGAGACUAUUCAAAGAAAGAAAAGACAAAAGACUAUGAAACCAAAACGUAGAGCUUCAUUUAGUGCACAAUCUGCUAAACAUUAUGCUAAUGCAAAUAUUAAUAAUUUUGGUAUUCCAAAUUCAGUUAAUAAAGUAGAAUUUUCAACCCCGGUAUUAUUACCCUUGGAUUUUAAAUUUGAUGAGGAAGGUUUCCAAUUUUUCGAUUCUGAAAAUAUUAAUUUAGAUGGUAAUUCUAUGACGGAUAAUUUACCUCCCUUGGAACACCAUAAUCUGACAAAUGCACAUCAUCUCGUUCCAACAGAGUUUUCAUUGUUGGAUUCCAAAAACUGGAUUAAUGACUAUAAUAAUAAUAAUGUGAAUCCUCUCUCUUCUAAUACAGAAUCGAACUCAACUAGUAAUACCACACCAUUAAACAGUAAGGAUGACCCGAUAAUAUUGAAUUCAGGAACUUCUUCAUGGAGUCUCAAUCAGGCAAAUGGAGAAUUAAAAGUUAAAUCAUUAUUUGAUGGCAACUCAGUCAUCGUAUUAAGGGAAAAUGAAGAUACAACUGAAUCAUUUGAUCAACAAUUGAAUGAUAUUGAUAGUAAUAAAAUCCAGAACCCAGUAUAUGAUAUAUCUCCACCUAUAUUUCAAUCUCCUUCAUCAUUUGAUAAAUCUCCUUUUUUCGAAGGUUUAUUCGAUUCAGGCCUGACAGCAGAUUAUUUACUGGACUCAAAUCCACAUCCAGAUGCUUUAGAAUUUAAUUUUAAGAAUAUUUUACAAGAGGGGCUGGAACUGAAUUCUAGAAACACAAACAGUGAAACACCAUUCCAACCACUAUCAAUGAUCAAUGAAAAUUCAAUCAUUCCUGAUGGUACGCAUAUGAAAAUGCAAGAUUUAAAUAUUGAAAUCCCGCAGCCCACAUCACUUGUUAAUAAUAAUGAAAAUUUAUUGCAUUAUAGUAUGCUACCGGAGGCGACUCUAUUCUCACAAAAAAUGCAUGAAAUGUGUUCAUUUGUUUUAUCAUAUUACUCACAAAAAUGCAUUUUCCAACCACAUAAUAACGAAACUAAUGAAUCUCAAAAAUUAAGUCUUAAGGAGCUUUUCCUUCCAGAUUUCAACGAACUUAAUCAAUUACUGGUCUUAUUCCAAGAAAAUUUUAUCUCACAUUAUCCAUUCAUUCAUACUGAUUUAUUGAAUGCAGAUUUAGAAUCAUUGAAAAAAUACGUCGCUGCAAAUACAACAACUGAUAAUGCACAAACAAGUCCUAAAGAUGUCCUACAAUAUUCUAAAUUGGUUUGUCUUCCCUUAUUCAUGUGCACUUUUGGUUCACUUUAUAAAUAUGGUUGUAACUCCAAAACCAUUGAAUUAUAUGAAAUUAGUAGAAGAGUAUUACAUGUUUAUUUGGAAAUAAACAAGAAGAUACAAGAUAAACCAGCCAUUGAAAAACAUAGUCAGCAUGUGUGGCUGAUCCAAUCCCUAAUGUUAAGUAUUGUGUUCGCCAUGUUUGCUGAUUCACAUCAUAAGAUUGAUGCUGAUUUAUUGAAGAGACAAAUCACUGCCAUAUGCGCCAUUAUAAGAGCAAAUUUUUUAAAUGACAUUUCUUUGACCCAGAAUAGAAACGCAAAUGAACUGAAUUUUAAUUCUUCAUUCGAGCACAUUAUGUUUGAAUCCAAGAUUAGAUGUACAUUGAUGGUUUAUAGAUUCUGUCAAUUUUUAAACAUUUUUUUUGGCAUAAAUUCAAUAUUAUUCCUUAAUGAAGAUGAUGUUAAGUCAAUUUGUAUACCUGAUGAUGAAAAUACAUGGAGAUCGGCAUCAUUGUUUCCACAAAGAAUUACCGGAGUUGAUCAAACAGUGAAAAAACAACACUCCAUCACAUUUAAGCAAUUCUAUGAGGGAUUCAUAUUUAAUGAUGCCGGUUUAUACCCAAUUCCUGAAACAUUAGCCAUUCCAAUGUUAUAUUAUGAGUUCGCCGUGAGUAAGACCUCAAAUUUCCACAUCUUUUUAACGAAGAUUGAUACCAGGAAAUUGGAAACAAACUUAUCGCAAUCCUUGACCACAGCAACAUCGGAAUCUUCCAUGAUGGAUAUUGACGAAUUACCACUCUCCAGGAAAAAUUAUUCAUCUAUGCUUAAGCAUGAUAGUACAAUCUCUAAAAAUUGUUUAAUGACAAUGUUAUUCUUCAAUGAUAUUGACUCCAAAUUUGGUUCCAAGAUUUGGGCAGGUAAAACUGAUGAAAUUUUUGAUCAGUUCUUGAGCGCCAAUAAUUUAAACCUUUUGACAAAAGGAUCAUACUCUUUGUUAACUAAUUUUUUGGUAGCUUUGAACUUUUCAAUUCAAAAUAUUUCCAGUUUGAUCUCAAUUUGUAACUCCGGUACAACUUUGAAAUUGAAUAACGAUAGAUUCUCACUAUUCAACAUCCAAGGUUAUUUCUACAAUUUCCUAAUUGUAUUGAAAUUCCUACUUGAUUUCGAAGCAACUCCAAACUUUAAAUUAUUGUGCAUAUUUACAGAAUUAAAAAAGUUGGCAGAUAAUAUCUUAAUACCAAAACUCUAUACAAUGUACCCCCAAUUGUUUGAGAAAUUAGGAACAGAAUGGAAAACAAAGCAAAAAUUAAAUAAUCCACCAACUUUUACUCCGAUUAAUAUCGAGAGGUUAGAAAAAUUAAUAGAUAACGUAUUAGUUUGCGCAUUCAAUGAUACAUCCUUCUUGACAAUGUCAAAGCCAACUACUAAUGAAUUCCUUUUCCAUGAUGAAACAUAUAGCAAGGCCGAUGAAUCGAUAAACUCUCCCUCGUCUGUUGAUUUAGUGAACUAUCAUUCAACUGUGAAGAAAGGAAAUAGAAGUCAACAUAAACAGACUUUAGAGAGUCGAUAUCACCUAUCAACCAAAUAUGUCCUGAUUGCAGAAUGUCUUCUUAAUCAUGCAACCCAAAAAUAUGAACAUUGUUAUUUACUGGAGAAAAUGGUGAAGAGUUUUGCCAAGAUAGAAAAGCUUUUAGAAAAUGAAAAUAAUCAAGAUAACUUAUCAAAGUUAAAGAUUCACUGCCCAGUAACUCUCAAGACCCAGAAGGUAUAG
Messenger RNA from Naumovozyma castellii, 3459 nucleotides. It is a transcript of the gene ADR1, whose product is annotated as DNA-binding transcription factor ADR1. Bases 1 to 3459 code for a protein of 1152 amino acids. Lineage: Eukaryota; Fungi; Ascomycota; Saccharomycetes; Saccharomycetales; Saccharomycetaceae. The transcript has a single exon. The record is from RefSeq and is a predicted model, not a curated record.